CUGUUUUUAAAAUAAAUUGCAAUAAAGGAGAGCAAAGUAUCGUAUUGCAAGAUUGUUGUGAUCCACAUUUUGCAGUAUUGUCAAACAGAAGCUAUAAGAAAUAUCUUUAACCAGUUUGCUGCUGCGAAUAGAAACGUGAAACAUUACUUGAAGCACAAAGUUUCCUGUUUUUAUCAACAACAAUACGAACGAUAUAGCUAAAAGUUUUGUACAUAUUUUCAGGAAGUAUAUUAGAAGAUAGAUUUUACUUAGUCAACACCUUAUCUAUUAUUUAGAUAUUUAUUUAAACAUUUUAACAUGAUUUCGACAAACAAGUUCAUUCUCAUCGGAGUAGGUCUUCCUCGAAACGGAACCUAUUCAACAAAAACAGCUUUAGAAAUUAUCCUACCUGGAAAAUGCCACCACAUGGAGUCGACAGUUUUGCAUCAUCAAAAAGAAUGGAAACGUAUAUUGAAUGAUGACAUGUCUGACGAAGAGUUUAAAAAUUUCUUUCUUUCAAAUGGUUACGUUGCUGGAGUGGAUACGCCUAUGAAUUUAUUUUAUGAGAGAAUGAUGAAAGUGUUUCCAAACGCUAAAGUCUUGUUGAAUGUUCGAGAACCACGGUCAUGGGAACGAUCAAUGAAUGAAACCAUUGUUAAAGGGGUAACAAAUCGUUUCGAAUUUCCAGAGGAUCUCUUUGAAAUGUUAGGACUUUUCAAAUCUUAUCUCUUUCAUUCAAAGAAUUUAUUUGGUGCGUUGUUUCGAAAUGAUCGCUUUCGUGAGAUGUUUGAAUCAGUAAAGGGCGGUAAUGGUGUGGCGUAUUACAACAAUUGGGUAGAAGAAGUCAAACGAAAUGUACCUGAAGAGAAAUUACUUGUCUUUAGCGUAAAAGAGGGCUGGGAACCACUAUGUAAAUUUCUUGAUGUUCCAGUACCCGAACAGCCUUUUCCACACGUCAAUGAUACUGCGACAUUUAAGGCUAGGGUCGGCGUAAAUCACAGACGUUCUAUGAUACUUUUGUACGAGCUUGUAUCGAUUCCAAUCGCGCUGUAUAUGUUUUAUAAUGUAUCUUUCAGAAAAUAAAAAAUUAGUAGAUAAGAUCUAAAAGAUAAGAUUACAGUUAAUA
This is a messenger RNA of Hydractinia symbiolongicarpus, 1105 nucleotides long. RefSeq lists its product as uncharacterized. Bases 298 to 1062 code for a protein of 254 amino acids. Lineage: Eukaryota; Metazoa; Cnidaria; Hydrozoa; Anthoathecata; Hydractiniidae. The record is from RefSeq and is a predicted model, not a curated record. The transcript has a single exon.